AGAGCGCGGUUGUCUUCGGCGCCGAGGCAACGGGCCAAAGGAUUGCCAUGGACGCUCUCGGGGACUACGUGUGGCCGCGGGCGACCUCCGAGCUCAUACUUCUCCCGGUUACGGGGCUGGAGUGCGUGGGGGACCGGUUGUUAGCGGGUGAGGGGCCUGAUGUCCUGGUAUACAGCUUGGACUUUGGUGGACAUCUUCGGAUGAUGAAGAGAGUGCAGAACCUGCUUGGCCACUAUCUUAUCCAUGGGUUCCGGGUUCGGCCAGAGCCCAAUGGAGACCUGGACUCAGAGGCCAUGGUAGCUGUGUUUGGAAGCAAGGGACUCCGAAUUGUGAAGAUUAGCUGGGGUCAGAGCCGCUUCCGGGAGCUCUGGCGCUCUGGCCUAUGGAACAUGUCCGACUGGAUCUGGGAUGUACGCUGGCUUGAAGGCAACGUGGCCCUGGCCCUGGGUCACAACUCAGUGUUGCUCUAUGACCCAGUGGUAGGGUGCAUGCUGCAAGAUGUGCCCUGUACAGACAGGUGCACCCUCUCCUCAGCCUGCCUGAUUGGAGAUACUUGGAAGGAGCUAACUGUUGUGGCAGGUGCCAUUUCCAACCAGCUCCUAGUCUGGUACCCAGCAGCUGCUCUAGCAGACAACAAGCCUGUGGCACCUGACCGACGGGUCAGUGGGCAUGUGGGUGUCAUCUUCAGCAUGUCCUACCUGGAAAGCAAAGGUUUGCUGGCAACAGCUUCAGAAGACCGAAGUGUUCGUAUCUGGAAAGUUGGUGAUCUGCGGGUGCCUGGGGGUCGGGUGCAGAAUAUCGGGCACUGCUUCGGGCACAGUGCCCGUGUGUGGCAGGUCAAGCUCCUAGAGAAUUACCUUAUCAGUGCAGGGGAGGACUGUGUCUGCUUGGUAUGGAGUCAUGAAGGUGAGAUCCUCCAAGCCUUUCGGGGCCACCAGGGCCGUGGGAUCCGGGCCUUGGCUGCUCAUGAGAUGCAGGCCUGGGUUAUCACUGGGGGUGAUGACUCGGGCAUUCGGCUGUGGCACCUGGCAGGGCGUGGAUACCCAGGAUUAGGAGUCUCAGCUCUCAGCUUUAAGUCCCCUAGCAGGCCAGGGACCCUCAAGGCUGUGACAUUGGCUGGCUCUUGGCGACUGUUGACUGUGACUGAUACAGGUGCCCUGUACCUCUAUGAUCUGGAGGUCAAAUGUUGGGAGAAGCUGCUAGAGGAUAAACACUUCCAGUCUUACUGCCUGCUGGAGGCAGCUCCUGGUCCUGAAGGCUUGGGACUGUGUGCCAUGGCUAAUGGGGAAGGUUGUGUUAAGGUUGUCCCCAUCAACACUCCGACUGCUGCUGUGGACCAUGGCCUGUUCGCUGGCAAAGUCCACAGCCUGAGCUGGGCUCUGCGUGGCUAUGAGGAGCUCCUGUUGCUGGCCUCUGGUCCUGGGGGAGUGAUGGCUUGCCUAGAGAUCUCAGCCGCACUCUCUGGCAAGGCCAUCUUUGUCACAGAACGUUGCCGGUACCUGCUCCCCCCAAGCAAGCAGAGGUGGCACACAUGCAGUGCCUUUGUGCCCCCAGGUGACUUCCUGGUGUGUGGAGACCGCCGAGGCUCUGUGUUGCUCUUCCCUUCCAGACCAGAAGUGCUCAAGGACCCUGGGGUCGGAGGCAAGGCGGAGGCUGGAUCUGGGCCAGUUGGAGGGGACAGUGGCACUGAUGGCAGUAAUGCUGUAGCUGAGUGGAGCCCUGUGUCUACCCUUCAUUCUCUGCAUGGGAAACAGGGUGUGACUUCGGUCACCUGCCAUGCUGGGUAUGUGUAUAGCACAGGGCGGGAUGGUGCCUACUACCAGCUCUUGGUGCGAGGUGGCCAGCUCCAACCAGUCCUACGGCAGAAGACAUGUAGGGGCAUGAACUGGGUGGCUGGGCUUCACAUGGUACCUGAUGGUAGCAUGGUCAUCCUGGGUUUCCAUGCCAAUGAAUUUGUGGUAUGGAGCCCACGGUCACAUGAGAAGCUGCAUGUUGUCAGUUGUGGAGGAGGGCACCGUUCCUGGGCCUUCUCUGAUACUGAAGCAGCCAUGGCCUUUGCCUACCUUAAGGAUGGAGAUGUCAUGUUAUACCAGGCUCUGGGUGGCUGUACCCGGCCACAUGUGAUCCUCCGGGAGGGUCUGCACGGCCGGGAGAUCACCUGUGUAAAACGUGUAGGCGCCAUCACCCUGGGGCCCGAGUUUCAAGUGCCCUGCCUGGAGCAGCCCGACUUCCUGGAGCCUGGAAGUGAGGGGCCUGGGCUGACUGACAUCGUGAUCACCUGCAGUGAGGACACUACUGUCUGUGUCCUGGCACUCCCCACCACCACAGGCUCAGCCCAUGCCCUCACAGCUGUCUGCAAUCAUAUCUCUUCUGUGCGAGCCAUGGCUGUAUGGGGACUCGGCACCCCAGGGGGCUCUCACAGUCCCCAGCCAGGUCUGACCGCCAACAUAGUAUCUGCAGGGGGUCGAGCAGAGAUGCACUGCUUCAGCAUCGUAGUCAGUCCUGACUCUGGCACCCCAAGUGGCCUUGCCUGCCACGUAAUGCACCUUUCGUCCCACCGGCUAGAUGACUACUGGGACCAGCAGCGCAAUCGGCAUCGGAUGGUCAAGGUGGACCCUGAAACCAGGUACAUGUCCCUUGCUAUCUGCGAACCUGACAGGCCUGGUGUUGGCCCCCUUGUGGCUGCAGCCUGUAGUGAUGGUGCAGUGAGGCUCUUUGUCUUGCAGGACUCUGGGCGGAUUCUACAGCUCUUUGCAGAAACUUUCCAUCAUGAGCGCUGUGUUCUCAAGGUCCACUCCUUUACACACGAAGCACCCAAUCAGCAGCGGCGGCUGUUCUUGUGCAGUGCAGCGACUGAUGGCAGCCUGGCCUUCUGGGACCUUACCACAGUGCUGGACCAUGGUUCUGCUCUCCUGGAGCCUCCAGCGGAGCCUGGCCUUCCCUACCAGCUGGGCACUCCCUGCUUGACACUCCAGGCCCACAGCUGUGGUAUCAACAGCCUGCACACCAUGCCCACACGUGAGGGCCACCAUCUUGUGGCCAGUGGCAGUGAGGAUGGCUCCCUCCAUGUCUUUGUGUUAGCUGUGAAGGCACCAGAGCUGGAAGAAGCUGUGGGUGAGCCAGAGCUGAUGCCUCAAUUGCAUGUGCUAGAAGAAUACUCUGUGCCCUGUGCCCAUGCUGCCCAUGUGACAGGCCUCAAGAUCCUGAGCCCCACCCUCAUGGUCUCAGCCUCCAUUGACCAGCGGCUGACAUUCUGGCGUCUAGGGCAUGGUGAGCCCACCUUCAUGAACAGCACUGUGUACCAUGUACCCGAUGUGGCCGAUAUGGAUUGCUGGCCUGUGAGCCCUGAGUUUGGCCACCGCUGUGCUCUUGGGGGCCAAGGGCUUGAGGUUUACAACUGGUAUGACUGAGGUGUCCCACGGUGGCCGGUGUGCUGGGUAUGGGGCCUGCUCACAGGCAGUGGAACAGGGAUCAACUGUCUGUGCCUAUGCCCAGCAUAUCUCGAGGGGAGGUGGCCGUGGGUUCCUGACUCCAGAGCAGGACUAGAGUUGAAGAUUUUGUAAACAUUCCUAGAUGUUGAGCCCUCUGUGUCCUUAGAUAUGGUUCAGUGGAGGGAGACCCAGCAUCGCAAGGCCAGCAUG
This is a messenger RNA of Octodon degus (degu), 3641 nucleotides long. RefSeq names its product WD repeat domain 6 (gene Wdr6). Gene Ontology annotation, cellular component: cytoplasm. The record is from RefSeq and is a predicted model, not a curated record. Gene Ontology annotation, molecular function: protein binding. Bases 48 to 3410 code for a protein of 1120 amino acids. The transcript is spliced from 7 exons. Gene Ontology annotation, biological process: tRNA methylation. NCBI's taxonomy places the organism in Eukaryota, Metazoa, Chordata, Mammalia, Rodentia, Octodontidae.